AUGUCCCACGCACUCCCAUAUGCCUCUGAUAAUACUGCUGCUGUUACUACUACUAUUAAUACUACUAUUACUACUACUGCUUCUGCUGCUACUGCUGCUAAUACUGCUGAUGCUGCUGUUGCUAUUAUUGCUAUUAUUGCUACUAUUCCCGCUGUUGCUUCUGCUGCUGUUGCUAAUGCUACUGCUGCUGCUGUUGCUGCUGCUGAUACUGCUGCUGCUACUGCUACUGCUGCUACUGCUGCUACUGCUGCUACUGCUGCUACUGCUGCUUCUGCCGCCUUUGCUGCCACUGCUGCCUCCGCUGCCCUCGCUGCUGCUGCUGCUGCUGCUACUACUGCUGAUACUACUACUGCUGCUGCUUUUACUGCCUUUGCUGCUUUUGCUGCUACUCCUAUAGUAUUACUACUCUACUGCUUCUGCUAG
This is a messenger RNA of Bipolaris victoriae FI3, 423 nucleotides long. RefSeq lists its product as hypothetical. The record is from RefSeq and is a predicted model, not a curated record. Gene Ontology annotation, molecular function: ice binding. The coding region runs from base 1 to 423 and encodes 140 amino acids. The transcript has 2 exons. Lineage: Eukaryota; Fungi; Ascomycota; Dothideomycetes; Pleosporales; Pleosporaceae.